Molecule: messenger RNA, 429 nt
Organism: Kwoniella mangroviensis CBS 8507
Lineage: Eukaryota; Fungi; Basidiomycota; Tremellomycetes; Tremellales; Cryptococcaceae
Exons: 2
Coding region: 1-429 (142 amino acids)
Source: RefSeq, a predicted model, not a curated record
AUGCAACGAUCUAUCACCGGUAUCAAGAUGUGGUUCUGGCCACGAGACGGUCAGGUACCACCUGACGUUAAGACUGGCCCAGCCAGUGUUGAUCCCUCUAAAUGGGGCAAACCAUUCGCCAAUUUCCCCUCGACUCAUUGCAACAUGAGACAGCACUUCGGUAAACACAGAAUUAUCCUGAAUAUUAGCUUGUGCGGGGACUGGGCAGGAGCCGUCUACAACCAACAAGGAUGUCCUGGAACAUGCGCGACACAUGUCGACAACGAUCCGGCCGCUUUCCGAGAGGCUUACUGGAAGAUCAGAGGGUUGAGGGUCUACGCUGAUAACGCUCGAGAGUUAGACUACGAAGGUGAUGGAUUUGAACUUGAGUAUGAAGGAGAGAAUGAUUAUUCUGUCAACGAUGAGGUCGUAUACUUUGAUGAGUACUAG